AUGAAAAAUGUUUUGGCAGAAAAACUUUGCAAUGAUAAUUUUAACAAAAUUGAAGAAAAUGAAAAAGAAGAAAAUAUAUUAAAAAGAAGCUUGUGCUUAUCAAAAAAUAUGUUUAUAGGAAAUGAUAUAUUAACACCAUAUAAUUAUAAUUUACUUGCUUAUGAUCCAAACGUAAAUAACAGAAUAAGUAAAGUAGAACAAGAUGAUGAUAAUAAUGAGCUAAAUGAUUUAAAAGAAAUUUCCACAUUAGCUAUUUCAGAUGGAAAUAAUAUAAAAAAUUAUGAAGAAAUGUAUAAAGAAAAUGAACUCAACGCUAGAAGAAAAAAUAUGAGAGAAAAUGUUAUGAAAAAAUUAACCUCUAUAAAGGUAAAUAUUAAUAUGAGAGAAUUAGAUGAAUAUUCCCCUGUAAAAAAAUUAUAUGUAAAAAAAGUUGAAAAGGAUGAUAUACAAAAGGGAAGAGAAAAAAACAAAAAACUAAAAACAAAAAAAAAGAAAAAAAUAUCCAUUUUAAAUAGUAUUAUAAAUGAUGACGAAAUGACAAAUGAUGUUAUUGAACAAGACUUUAAUAAUAUUACGAAUACAAACGUAAUACCGUAUGAUAUGUGUGAGAGUGAAAGAAAUGAUAAUGAAAAGAACAGUAGGAGUAUUUUACCCUUUAUAAAUACAGUACAAAGUGAUACAAAUAGUGGACCGAUUAUAAAUAAGUUAGACGACAGCGUACUAAGUAGUGAUGUAUUAAAGAAUAUUAAAACGUUAGAUAUUUAUAAAAAAAUUAAAAAACCGAAAUGGCAUUUCCCUUAUAAAUUAUAUAGAGUAAUUUUGGGACAUUCUGGAUGGGUUAAUUGUGUUGAUGUUGAUAUAAGUAACGAAUGGUUUGCAACUGGUGCAAAUGACAGAUUAAUUAAAAUUUGGGAUUUAGCUACCUGUAAAUUAAAAUUAACCUUAACAGGUCAUAUAAAUAGUAUUAGAGACAUAAAAAUUUCAAAAAAAAAUCCAUAUCUUUUUAGUUGUGGUGAAGAUAAUAGAGUCAAGUGUUGGGAUUUAGAAUAUAAUAAAGUAAUAAGAGAUUACCAUGGACAUUUAUCAGGUGUUUAUUGUUUAUCUUUACAUCCUUCAUUAGAUGUAUUAAUGAGUGGAGGAAGGGAUGCAGUUGUAAGAGUAUGGGAUAUUAGAACAAAGAGUUCCAUUUUUGUAUUGUCAGGACAUACAGGCACUAUUAUGUCAUUAUGUUCUCAAUCUGUUGAACCCCAAAUUGUUUCAGGAUCUCAAGACAAAAUGAUAAGACUAUGGGACUUAAAUAAUGGAAAAUGUAGAAUAGCAUUAACUCAUCACAAAAAAAGUAUUAGAUCAUUAUCAAUUCAUCCGUUCGAAUAUAGUUUUUGUAGUUGUGCAACGGAUAAUGUUAAAGUAUGGUAUGGAGCAGAUGCUGAAUUUGACAGGAAUAUUACAGGGUUUAAUUCUAUUAUUAACUGUAGUUUAAUUAAACAAGAUUCUUAUUUUAACGAUUCCUCUAUAUUAAUAUUAGGUAGUAAUAAUGGUCAGUUGCAUUUUUAUGAUUGGUCAAGCGGUUAUAAAUAUGAUACAUUAUCAAACAAAGUAGUUCCUGGAACUGUGGAGUGUGAAAAUUCUACACUUUCUAUGACUUUUGAUAAAAGUGAAAGUAGAUUAAUAACAACACAUGGGGAUAAGUCCAUUAAAAUUUGGAAGGAAAAUGAAGACGCAACACCGGAAAAUUUUCCUAUAAAAUGGAAUCCUUAUGAACAUUUUAAAUUCUAA
This is a messenger RNA of Plasmodium malariae, 1776 nucleotides long. RefSeq names its product pre-mRNA-splicing factor PRP46, putative (gene PRP46). Gene Ontology annotation, cellular component: precatalytic spliceosome; catalytic step 2 spliceosome; Prp19 complex. Gene Ontology annotation, molecular function: protein binding. Lineage: Eukaryota; Apicomplexa; Aconoidasida; Haemosporida; Plasmodiidae. The record is from RefSeq and is a predicted model, not a curated record. Gene Ontology annotation, biological process: mRNA splicing, via spliceosome. Bases 1 to 1776 code for a protein of 591 amino acids. The transcript has 2 exons.